CAGAAAGAUACAAAAAACUUGACGUCCAGCAAUUAGAGAGAACAACUCGUGAUAAACUUCAUUUUCAUUUUCCGCUGCAUUCAAACCUUUCCAGUUCCUUUAGUAUGAAGGUUGAACAUCCAAAGAGUGACAGGGUAGUUGUAGAUUUUGCCAGAGCUCAAAUCAAUUAUACUCUCAGUGCAACUGUCCAAACAGAGAGAAGGUUCAUAAAUACAACGGAUUCCGUCGAGGUCAAUUGCCCUUUGGAGCAAAUAUUAUCAUUUUAUGAUAUUAUUCCUUUUACAAAAGUGAAAGGUACCCAUUGUUCUCCAACUAAUAAACCCCUACUCAAAUAUUCAUUCGAUAUUCCCGAGUAUUUAGGAAUCGGUACCGAAACAACCAUUCCGAUUAGAAUUAAAUUAAUUAAAUCCAACGUCAAAAUACUACGAGUCGAUGCGACGUUGAGGAC
Acaulospora morrowiae is the source of this 448-nucleotide messenger RNA. NCBI's taxonomy places the organism in Eukaryota, Fungi, Glomeromycota, Glomeromycetes, Diversisporales, Acaulosporaceae. The record is from the annotation of a GenBank genome assembly.